Beauveria bassiana ARSEF 2860 is the source of this 1011-nucleotide messenger RNA. RefSeq names its product transposase-like protein. Gene Ontology annotation, molecular function: nucleic acid binding. Bases 1 to 1011 code for a protein of 336 amino acids. Lineage: Eukaryota; Fungi; Ascomycota; Sordariomycetes; Hypocreales; Cordycipitaceae. The transcript has a single exon. The record is from RefSeq and is a predicted model, not a curated record.
AUGGCGCCAAAUCUCUCAAAGAUUAAACGCGUUGAAUUGCAGGAGGUUAUAAUCAGUAAACUCAAAGGCGAAGAAAAGAUCGCAGACGAAAUGAUAGGCAGCAGCAUCAUUUCCUGCUCCGCGAAGACCGUACGAAACGCCCGACGCAACAUCCUCCAACAUGGCAGCAUCGAUGCCCCGCGUAAUAACAUCGGUCGGCCAAGAAAAAUAACCGAUUGGAUGUGGCAUGCUAUAGACGAAAAAAACAAGGAAACUUCAAUGAGCUUCCAAGCUAUCGCUAAUUUCCUGCAAACUGCAUUUAAUGUCAGCGUGGAUAGGCGCACGGUCAGUAGAGAGAUGGAACGACGUGAUUGGUCUGGCCGGAAAUCACAAGAUGUAGCGAAAGAACGCGACCAGAACCUGCGAGACGACUGGAUCGAGAGGCGAUCCAAAUAUCCCAUUGAUACCAUGAUUUUCGUGGACGAAAGUGGUUGCGACCGAAGUCUAGGUAUGCCGAAGAAGGUCUACGGUCCAAGAGGUGUGAGACCGGUUCGUGUGAAGCGUUUCCAUCGCGGAAAGCGUAUUCAGAUUCUCCCUGCGUAUACAAUAGAUGGUGUCAUCUACUGUGAAGUUUACCGGGAAAAUACAGACACAGAAGUAUUUGAAGGCUUCAUCGAAAGGCUCCUCCCGUUUUGCGGUAGAUUUCCACAGCCACGAUCCGUAAUUUUCAUGGAUAAUGCCUCGAUACACUUUUCCCAGAGGAUCAAAACGAUGAUUGCGGAUGCUGGUGUGAUCCUAGAAUAUUCAUCGACCUAUUCUCCCGACCUCAUACCGAUCGAAUACUUCUUUGGCUCAUUCAAAAACAUCCUUAGAUCGAAAGCACAAGAGGACAUAGACCUUAUCGAGGGCGACUUCAAAUUCUACAUCGAAAUGCGCAUUGCAUUGAUAAGGGAGGAUAAAGAGUGGUCUAAGAAAAUGGCUCGAGGGCACUUUAGAUUGGCAGGGUUUUUUAUUGAAGACGAUGAGAUUUAA